Molecule: messenger RNA, 1175 nt
Organism: Plectropomus leopardus (leopard coralgrouper)
Lineage: Eukaryota; Metazoa; Chordata; Actinopteri; Perciformes; Serranidae
Product: asialoglycoprotein receptor 1-like
Source: RefSeq, a predicted model, not a curated record
CAACCAAACCAAACGGCAUUAAAACCUCUACGGUGGUCUGAGUUUUUGUGUUUCAGUCUUUGAGGUGAGGUUGAGAUUUUGAGGUGAAAGCUGUCUCCUGAUGUGAUUAUGGAAGAAGAACUGAAUUACGUGGCCGUGAAAUUCAAGACUAACGGUGCAUCUAAACGUGAAAACCUAAAUGACAUGGAAAUAAUCUACGAUGAGGUGAAGACAUUGGAGGAGAAGAUAUGCGAUACAACUCCUGCCAUAACAGAAAAUGAAAAGAAAGCUCCUUUGUGUACUCUACUUCAUCUACUGGCAGCAAGUUUGGGGAUUAUUUGUGUCAUCUUGGUGUUGGUCGUAAUCGCAGUCAGUAUCCACUUCAACACAGUCAAGUCCGAGCAGCACAGAGAAUACAUCAAGUUAACGGCACAGAAUCUGCAGCUGAAGACAGAAAAGAGCGACUUAGAGAGACGGACAGAGGAGCUGAUCAGAGAGAGAGACGGACUCAACUGGACCGUCGGAGUCAUACUGGAAUACGAGAACUUCCCAGUGAAGACAUACUGCUCACAGAAAGUGUGUAAACCUUGUCUGGACAACUGGGUGUUGUUUCAGUCAAGCUGUUACCUGUUUACAAAAUCUAAUUUGUCCUUCGGUUGGAGGACUUGGCAGGAAAGCCGCGAUGAGUGCAGCAAAGUGAAGGCAGAUCUGGUGGUGAUUGACAGCCAGGAGGAACAGGAAUUCAUCAAUAACCACACAAAAAACUACAAUACUGACAGACAUGGCUACUGGAUCGGCUUGAGCAAGAACGGCUCGUGGAUGUGGGUAGAUGGAAGCAACGUCACUGUGAUGUACUGGGUAACGCAACAUCCUGGCUACACAACAGCUUGUGGUCUCAGUUUGCCAAAAGUAAAUCCUCUGGCCAACUGGCAAAAGGAGAGCUGUAGCAUGAAGAACCGCUGGAUCUGUGAAACAAAAGCUUUGAUCAAACCGGACUACUAAUCAUAUACAUUAUUGAGAUCGGUUAAGAAAUAUUUCUAUUUAUUUAUCUAAAGCUGUUUUUUCUCCAGAACAUUGUGUUUUCCUGUUGUAUUAUUGUUUAUUAGCUUUUGGUUCUUGUCUAAUUUACAUUACAUAUGGCCCACCAUAUUUGUUUAUAUUAAAGAGACAAAAAAGCAAACUGAAUAAAGCCUAAA